Molecule: messenger RNA, 3640 nt
Organism: Lagopus leucura (white-tailed ptarmigan)
Lineage: Eukaryota; Metazoa; Chordata; Aves; Galliformes; Phasianidae
Gene: RALGPS2
Product: Ral GEF with PH domain and SH3 binding motif 2
Exons: 20
Coding region: 252-2006 (584 amino acids)
Biological process (GO): positive regulation of GTPase activity; Ras protein signal transduction
Cellular component (GO): plasma membrane
Molecular function (GO): guanyl-nucleotide exchange factor activity
Source: RefSeq, a predicted model, not a curated record
UGAAGUUGGCUGUGCAGCAGCUUGCAGGCAGCACUGCCAUGUAGCAGGAUAUCCAGAACCUCCACCUGCCACCUUGGUGCGGGUAGCAGGAGGUGCCCCAGCAUUCGUACUAAGUUGGGUUGAGUCAGCAGGAUUCUUUGUGCUGCUUUCUGUUCAAGAUGCAGCUCGUUACCUGGGAAUGAUCAUUCAGUUGCCUUGGAGAUGAUCCUUCUGCUGUAAAUGUAGGGCUGGAAAUUAAUGUUGUGGGCAGUAUGGACCUAAUGAACGGACAGUCAAGCAGUGUUAAUAUUGCAGCUACUGCUUCAGAGAAGAGCAGCAGUUCUGAAUCUCUGAGUGACAAAGGUUCAGCUGAACUGAAGAAGAGCUUUGAUGCAGUGGUGUUUGAUGUUCUGAAGGUUACACCAGAAGAAUAUGCAGGUCAGAUAACACUAAUGGAUGUCCCCGUAUUUAAAGCAAUUCAGCCAGAGGAGCUGGCAAGCUGUGGUUGGAAUAAAAAAGAGAAGUAUAGUUCUGCUCCAAACGCAGUUGCUUUCACCAGAAGAUUCAAUCAUGUAAGCUUCUGGGUAGUCAGAGAGAUUCUUCAUGCACAAACCUUAAAAAUAAGAGCUGAGGUUUUGAGCCACUAUAUUAAAACUGCAAAGAAACUGUAUGAGCUGAACAAUCUGCACGCUCUUAUGGCAGUUGUGUCAGGCCUACAGAGUGCUCCUAUCUUCAGACUGACUAAAACAUGGGCGUUACUGAGUCGGAAGGACAAAGCCACUUUUGAAAAGCUGGAGUAUGUUAUGAGUAAAGAAGAUAAUUACAAAAGGCUUAGGGAUUACAUCAGCAGCUUGAAGAUGACUCCAUGUAUUCCCUAUUUAGGUAUUUAUCUGUCAGACUUGACGUACAUUGAUUCUGCAUACCCAUCGACGGGGAGCAUUCUGGAAAGUGAGCAAAGAACAAACUUAAUGAACAACAUCCUACGAAUUAUCUCAGACUUACAACAGUCCUGUGAAUAUGAUAUUCCUCUGUUGCCUCACGUCCAGAAAUAUCUAAACUCGGUUCAGUACAUAGAAGAACUACAAAAGUUUGUAGAAGAUGACAAUUAUAAACUUUCGUUAAAGAUAGAACCAGGUACCAGCACCCCCCACUCUGCUGCUUCCAGAGAAGAUUUAGUAGCUUCUGAAGUUGGAGCAUCGCCACAAAGUGGACGGAAAAAUGUUGCAGCUGAAGGAGCCUUGCUGCCGCCAACACCCCCUUCACCUCGGAACUUGAUUCCGCAUGGGCAUAGGAAGUGUCACAGCCUGGGAUACAAUUUCAUACACAAGAUGAAUACAGCUGAAUUCAAAAGCGCAACAUUCCCUAACGCAGGACCAAGGCACCUGCUGGACGACAGCGUCAUGGAGCCUCACGUCCCAUCGAGAGGGCAGGCAGAAAGCUCCACCCUUUCUAGUGGAAUUUCAAUAGGUAGCAGUGAUGGUUCUGAACUCAGUGAAGAAACUUCUUGGCCAGCAUUUGAAAGGAACAGGUUGUACCAUUCUCUCGGUCCGGGGACAAGAGUGUCACGAAAUGGCUAUCGAGGCCACAUGAAGGCCAGCAGCUCUCUAGAAUCUGAAGAUUUGGCUGUUCAUUUGUAUCCAGGAGCAGUUACUAUUCAAGGCGUUCUCAGGAGGAAGACUUUGUUGAAAGAAGGCAAAAAACCCACAGUAGCAUCUUGGACAAAGUACUGGGUAGCGUUGUGUGGAACCCAACUCUUUUACUAUGCUGCAAAAUCUCUGAAGGCCACAGAGAGAAAACAUUUCAAAUCCACCCCGAGCAAGAAUGUAUCAGUUGUGGGCUGGAUGGUGAUGAUGGCAGACGACCCUGAACAUCCAGAUCUCUUCUUAUUGACAGAUUCUGAGAAAGGAAAUUCAUACAAAUUUCAAGCUGGAAAUAGAAUGAAUGCGAUGCUCUGGUUUAAACACCUGAGUGCUGCCUGCCAAAGCAACAGACAACAGGUUCCUGCCAACUUGAUGACCUUUGAAUAGCAGGCUAAUUCAAAACACAACAGAAAAAAAAAAAAAAGAACAAUUUGAACCAUCUCAUAAAUGAGAAUGAGGUCCUGACAGAAAAUGUGCCAGCUGCAUUCUGUGCCAGAAGGGAGCCUGUCAGGCCGAUCUCCUGAACUCUGGAGCCCUGAACAAAACACGUAAUGGCUGGGGAUUAGGGUCCCCCGAAUGAAAAAUGGAAUUGCAACAUGAAUUGCCAUGGACCAUGCUUUGUUAUAUCCUCUGAACUGACCUGUGGAAACCACUGCCUUAAAGAGUGAAAGGAAAAACAACAGUGAAACACCAAAUAGUGUGUGUGAAACUUCUGGCGGUGCUGUGCUUGAGUUAAAUAGAUUGUAGCUUGUUUGAGUUUCUUUUAACUUUGUACUAAUUUUGAAAAUAACUCACCUUUUUAGGUAUUCUUAAGAAAGCAAGUAAACUGGUAUUUAAGAGUUGUAUCAAAAACUAUGUAUGAACUGGGUAAAAGAGGUGCUGCACACUCUAGAGAUGAUGUUGUUUGGACUAUACCAGGAGUUCUCAAUGGAAGCUUGUCCCAGGCACACUGAGCCUGGAGCAAUGUUAAUUCUCUCAGACCUACGAGUAUAUGAAACAUAACAAAUGCAAGUUUGAAGUAGCAUUAAGCUUGCAAACUGUAGUACUGUAUGGGAGCCACAUUCCCUGUGAGCGGGCACAGACACACUAAGAAUGCUUUUGGUGCGCUGUUACCUAAUUCCUGGUUAGAGCAUAGUUCACAUGUUCCGGGUGCUUGGGGUGCGUGUGAAAGACAAAACUGAAAGCACUGUUGGCUCAGAACUGAGUGUUUUCUUCCCAUUUGUUCCUACACCUCUGUCUCCUGCAGAUGAAGGUUGAAUGACAAAAAAAAAACAAACAACAACCCAACAUCUUGGUACAGUUCUUGGAGACGUUUUACUUCUCCGGGUGUCUGUUAAUCAGCUAGGGACCACUGUCAGUGUAUGGUGUUUCAUAAUAUCACUUACAGUCUAUAUUUUAAAAUGAUAGAGGCACAAUCUCAAGCUUUCAUGAUCUCAUUUGGCAAUAAUUGAUUUUACUAUCUGUCUUGGUCAAAAUAUGACAUUGUGUGGUAUUGACAAUGUAGCCUAAAGUAGACCUUACGUACAGAAGCUCUUUUGAUGGUUGGACAAAUAAUUUAUGAGGUGGGAUAAUACAAAGAGAAAAAAGGUAUGGGACUGUCAAAGUUAUAUCCUUGACAGGAAUAAUUCUUGGUCACUGAAAUUACUUUGAAAAAUAAUGUGAUUGUAAAAAGGGAAACAUGCUUUAUACAUGUGUUUUAUGCAUAAAAACUUUGAUUCUUGCGUUGUUUGGGUUUCCUUGACAUCACCUAGAUAACAUUUCCUGGAUGAUUAGUCUUCAUUUAACCUUCCAAAACAUGGUCUUUGUAAAGCAAGUAAACAUUAUCCAAAAUAUGACUCUAAGAUAUCAGAACUUUGAAGUCUGUGGAAAAAUAGUAAAUGUUUCAUUGACGUUGUGGUUUAGUGGCCAUAAAUAAGCUUGCAGAUUCCACCGUGAAUACUCCUUUUUAAAGAGAAACAAACUACCUACCAGUUUGUGGCAGAGUUCUCUGACUGUGUAAUAAAGUUUUCUACUAGUAGUGA